GCAUCGCGGACUGCCCGGGCGCCCGGCAGCGCAUCCGAACGAACGAAACACAACACGCACUGUUCCGCUACUCGUGUUUACUACGAACAUAACAUUACGUUUAAAAUUUAAAUAAUUUCUCGAUUCCAGAGUGCUGUGAUUGUUUAUUGAAUUAUUUUGUGCUAAUAUAAGAAACGAACGAGUGAGCUCUGCUGUGAAUGGACCGUUAGAUACGAUACGAAGGUAUUCGUAAAAGAAAAUGGCGGAAAACGGGUACGGCGGCGUGAUGGGACACGUCGGUAGAAUUCCGAACUACGGCAAAAGUAACGUGAAUCCAAUGGGGUCGGUUGAACCCCCAGCGUGCAUUCAAAAUGCGAUGAUGACGAAAGACAAGAAACCUUUUACAUAUACACCUGGAGGUCUGGAUUUAUCCCAAAUCAAAACACCAAGCAUGGCCAGAAGGUUGGCCAGACAAAAAUCGGCAGAAGAUCACGAACAGGCCAACUAUGCUGGAUAUCAUCCGCAAGGAGGUCCGCAAUAUGGUUCCCAAGGAGUUCCACAAGGAGGAGUACCACCCCCUCCUCCGCCACCAAAGGCACCAGCUCCACCACCACCACCACCUCCAAUAGUCAUUCAAGUGCCGAAUUCUAAAUCCCCAAAACCGGUGGCUCUUGGAGAACGCCCUGAAAUUGUGAUUCCAGACAAUCCCAUCGGAAUGCUACGGAAAACGAAUAGUCCUUACCACUGGGAAGCGGAAAAGGCAGAGUUGCAAAAGUUAGGAUCAGUUCCGAAAUACGUCGAAAAGGUGCCGAGUCCUCUGACUGUCAAAAUGCCGCCUUCCACAUUUAGUCAACAGCAGCCGCAAUCUUAUACUCCACAAAACAACUAUCAGCGACCCGUGAACAAUCAAAGUCACCCCGAAAGUCCCAUUCACAGGCCCGAAGCUCAGUACGCUCAUCAGAAAUCCGCUUCUCCAAAUAUCUCGACUCUCAACGGUUCACCUCCAACAAGAGAACUGUUACAACGUCAAGAUUCCCAGUUCAAUAAAAGUCCCCAGCCGUUUGGCAAUCAGGCUCCGUCCAGUGUCAGCUCCCCUUUCUCUCCCAGCCCUAAUAACAACUGGCGUCAACCAGAGAAAAGAGACUCACCGGCCAAAAACUUGCAAUCUCAUCAAAUCAACCGCGGGCCAUUAUCACCCAACAACGCCCCGCAUUAUUCACCGGGCUACCAAAAUCAGUCGAGUCCAGCCAACACAGCACCAGUUUUUCAUACUCUUCCGAGAACUAGUCAGAGAUCUCAAGAUAACGGUAACAGUAAUUUAAUUUAUAAUAACACCAGAGAAACUAAGCCCCAAGCUCCACAAUCAGAUAAUAACUCGGCACCUUGGAGGUCGAAUACUAUAAAUAGAUAUGCACGCGAACCAGAAAAUCCGCAAAGUAUUUACAAUACACCAAAUACUAACGUGAAACAAGCUUACAGUCCUCCGUGGAAAUCUAACGACGCGAACAAUAAUAACGAAAAUAGCUACGUUCCACCUUGGAUACAAGAAAACAAACCCCAACAACAAAACAAUCAACCUUGGAAUGCAUCGCAGGAUGUUAACGGCAAUAGAUAUGCUGAUGGUACAGCGCCUUGGAGGUCUCAAAGCAAUGAAAAAUCAUCUAUCACCCCACCCUCAAAACAGGAACCUCCUCGUUACCAAUCAAGCAUCUCUAUUCCCGUGACACCGAGAAAACAAAAUUCCCAACCUCAGCCCGAAUUUAGCGCGCAGCCCCAAAAAGAAGCUGUUUACGUUAAUCAGGAGCCCAUAUAUUACUGCCCCGACAGUCCUAAGUCGAUACCACCGUGGGUAAAGACUCAGAAAGAGAAAACAAAAACUCCUCCGCCAGUAUGGUGCCAGAGACCACUGGAAGGUAAAAAGAGUCCACCGAGAGAGCUUGUUACACCACCAAGGGAUGCUAAUACAGAACCUGAGUGGGUUAGGAGGAGUAAUGAAAUGCAAAGGGGCGCACGUGAGGUCGACAGUCCGCCUAAAUACCAACAGACAAGUCAGCCGGUGUGGUCAACACGGCCUUCGGAAAAUCGCAAAAGUUUGCCCAAAGAUAGUGCUUCUAACGUUCAGGGAAGUAGAAUUAUUCCCAUUCAAAUGGAAGUUUCCAGCACUGAAACUAGGGACGCCGGCCGUCACGGAGGAAACCAACCUCAACUGAGAAUAACUAUUGGAAUGAAUCAGAAUCCCAAUAAUGGAACGCAAUCGCCGUUCUCGCCACCCACACAGCGCAUCAUGAGGGUAUUAUCACCGCAAUUAGUGCGAUUAGAUGAUGGCCCGACACAACAUGACUUGCCGACCUUGAACAGAACUUUUCAAGGGCAGGACAGUCAGCCGAAGACGCGAAUAAUCCCGAUACAGAUCGAAAGCAACGGAGGGGCAAACAAAAGCUUCGGUGGCCGGUACUAAGGAGGUGUUUGCACUGGUCUAAAUAUCUUCUACCAUAAAUUCAGUCAAGAAUCACCGCGUCAAUCCAAGGCCUUCAAAGUACUACA
Molecule: messenger RNA, 2523 nt
Organism: Bombyx mandarina (wild silkworm)
Lineage: Eukaryota; Metazoa; Arthropoda; Insecta; Lepidoptera; Bombycidae
Source: RefSeq, a predicted model, not a curated record